Molecule: messenger RNA, 675 nt
Organism: Penicillium bovifimosum
Lineage: Eukaryota; Fungi; Ascomycota; Eurotiomycetes; Eurotiales; Aspergillaceae
Exons: 2
Coding region: 1-675 (224 amino acids)
Source: RefSeq, a predicted model, not a curated record
AUGGGUCUCAUCAGCAAAUUGGUCAAGACAUCCGUCGCAGGCGGCAUCGCCUCGGUCGGUGUCUUCUGGGGCGCGACGCGCAAUGCCACUUUCGUGCCCAUGGACUCCUCCGACCCGAUCUUCCAACAUGCCCUCUUCAACAAGCUCAACCCGAAUCGCAACCCGCCUAUGUAUGAUGUCUGCGUUCGUCGAGUUCCCCUAGAUAAGAUCCAGCCCUCUCUGCUGGAGGAGAAGGGCAAGUUGGUCGAGGCCUUCUGUGCUGGUGUCUGGGGUGGUAUGGGAUACAUCCCCCAGCGAGCCUACCUUGAGCGAAAGUACCGUGGCCCCGAGACAGCCAACCAGCUCUGGGACCGCAAGGACUUGCUUGAAGACAAGUACGACGUCGGCACCCUCAUCACCGAUCACUUUGAAGUCGUCGAGAAGAGCGAAGACCGUAUUGUUCUCCGCUGCGGUGACUCCCCACGUAUCCAGGAAGUCCGCCCCUCUGAUGGUCUUUUCGAAAUCGCCGCUGUUGUCAAGAGGGAACAAGGUGUGGCUGAAUUCAGCUUGAAGAGCUGCUUCUACCAGGGUCUCGGGAAGGCCGAUCAACCCAUGGAUGCCAAGAUUGCUUGGGCACACCGUCAAUAUACCAAGUUGCUGGUGGAGACCGCCGUGCUGAAGAAGUGUGUCUUGUAA